ACAGCGCUGCGAGAAUCAUGGCGACCAGCGGAGGAGCUUCGUGUUCAUCCUCGGUCCUACCGUGCGCGUUUUCCCGACACUACCUGGCCGUGUGUGCGCAGGACGGCCGCCUCCGCGUGUGGAACACCGACACACAGUCCCUGCACCGGGAAUUUGUGCCCUCUGCCCAUCUGAGUGCCACCUGUACGUGCAUUGCCUGGGGACCAUGCCGAGCCAGCAAGGAGGGCCCUCAGAGAAAGAAGAGGAAGUCAGAAGCGGGUCCGGCUCCGGAUCAACAGCCGGAUCUGUUGGCGUUGGGUACAGCGGCGGGCACCGUCCUCAUCUACAGCACGGUGAAGGGAGAUCUGCACUGCAUACUGGAUGGAGGGCAUAACGGCGGAGUCAACAGCGUCCAGUGGCACCCGGAACAAUCUCUUCUGUACAGCGGCUCAGACGACACACACAUCGUAGAGUGGGACUUACAGACGGGCAAAACACGCUGUAAAUGGAAGGCCGACAGAUCGGCCGUGACGAGUCUGUGUGUGAGUCCGGACGGGAAGCUCCUGCUUUCUGCUGGAAUGACCAUCAAAAUGUGGGACCUGGAGACCAAGGAGGUGUACAGAAAGUUCACAGGUCACUCGACCACGGUGACGACCCUGUGCUUCGCCACCUCUCGUCCACCGGACAGCGACGGGCUGUACUUCCUGUCGGGAGCGGUGCACGACAGACUGCUCAGCGUCUGGCAGGUGCGCUCGGAUGGCAAAGACAAGAACUCGGUGGUGUCGUUCACGCUGACGGACGAACCCCAGUACAUCGACCUCCAGACAGCCGACAGUAAAGACAAGGCGGUGCGGUUAGCGGUGGUGUGUAAGGACGGGCAGCUCCAUCUCUUCGAGCACUUUCUGAACGGGCCGUGUAAGAAGCCUCUGUCCCCGGUGUGUUCGGUUCAGGUGUCGAGCGUCGGCGCGGGUGAAGGUGCCACCCCGGCCCCGGUCACCCUGCUGGCGGCUGCACUGUGUCCAGACAGACAGAGUCUAAUGCUGGCGUACGGGAACUACCUACAGCCCAUCGUGGAAAAAACGCAAAUCAACACGUCAGAGAGGCAUGUGUGUCUGGUCCGGGACGUCCACACCACGCUCUCGCUUUCUGUGAAUGCUGCCGUAUCGAAGGUAAAAACACCCAUCGUGAAUGAACAGAAGGGCAAAGUUUUAAUACCCGGAGUUCCUGGUCAUCAAGCGCCCAUCAGAGCAUCUUCCGGCGAAUCAGACAAGAGGAAGAAAGGAGCCGGACCGACCGAGAUGUCGAUAGAGGAGCGUUUGGAGCAGGUUGAACUGAGCACAUUGGGGCGUAAAGGAGAAGAUAAAGGAGCUUCAGCGUCUCUGCAGACCGACAGCUUCGCCGUGCUGCUCGUUCAGGGUCUCGAGAGCAAAGACAGCAAGAUCCUCAACAAAAUCUUCCAGACGAAGAAGGAGGCCCUGAUCAGGAACACGGUGGCGCGGUUACCACCCCCGGCGGUCCUGCCGUUAGUGGAGGAGCUUUCACGGAGACUCCAGGGACAUCCGUUCUCUGCGAUACUCACGGUGCAGUGGCUGAAGGCCGUGCUGACGCAGCACACGUCGUAUUUAUCAUCGCUCCCAGAUCUGGUAUCUCAGUUGGGGGUGCUGUACCACAUGAUCGAGAGCCGAGUGAAGCUGUACCAGCGGCUGACGAGACUCCACGGCAAACUUUACCUGCUCAUGACCCAGGUGGCGUCGAGCAACAGUUCACACAAAGUGAGCGACCUGGAUCGCGAGGCCAAGCUUGUGUACGAGGAAGAAUCCUCAGAUGACGAGGAGGCUUCAGGAGAUGAAGGGCGGCCCGAGGACGACUCCGAUAGCUGGGAGGAAGAGGAGGACAACGAGGAAGAAAUGGACGUAACCGAGAACAAAGAAAAUCACACGGAGGACGAGGAGGAUGCCAACAAAGACGCGGAAGAGUCUAAAGCCAACGGCGAUUCGGACAUGGACCCUGAAAACGAGAGCGAAGAGGAGUGAGACUAAAAAAAAAAAAGCUGGGAAAGUUUAUAUAUGAAUAGAAAUAUAUAUAAAGUUUUGUUUUAUUUUUUUCCGGUUUUCAUUUUAUUGUAUUAAAAAAAAAAAUCCCAAAAAUCUGUUUUAUGGUUCAAAACGUCGUGGACCGAAGGUGGUUGUUUGACACGAUGGCCACCAGGGCGGCGACAUACACAACCGAACGCAGCAGAAACUGAGGGUCUGAAUGCUAGUCUGUUCUCUCUCCCUUUAACUCCAAACUGCUUUUGUAUUUUUCCUUUUUGACCAUUCUGGUGCUGUACUGGAAUACAAGUCAUAACCCUGAAUAACCAGAUUCAAGUGGUUAUAAUUUAAAUAUAAUAAUGAUAAAACUGGAUGGGAAUAAGGGGUGGAGGUCAUGAAUUUAAAGUGACCAAACAGAAUCCAAAUUGUCGGUUUUUAAUACAGCACUGAUAUCGAAGCUUGGAGUGUUUUAAUACCAGUAUUCAUCCAUCCUUCCAUCAUAUUAUCCCAUUCUGCUUUUUGUAUGAUUGUUGCAAAUUUAAUUCAAUAACCGUCAGUAUUUCUGACUAAUUUCAGCCUAUAAUAUAUUCAGCAUCUGGUCAGGGCCUCUCGUUCACAUGUACGUGUACACGUCAGUUGAUUUAAUAUCAUGUGUAGCACAUCACUCGGGCUUAAACUGGCUAAGAAGCUAUUUUUCAUAUCCAAUAGGUGCAUCCCUAUAAAUAAUAUGGCAUUUAUCACCCCCACAGUCCACAUUAAUCAAGUUAGGCAGACGGAGUGGGACGAAAUUUACUCCAGAGCAAAUUAAAACGCCUGCAUCGCCUUCCCAAGUGAAACAGUACCUGUCACAAUCUAAUCUGAUCAGUUUAUUUAAAAUCUGCUCUACAUGACAGUAGAUAGUUUUGCAUAUGCAGCCCUAAAUCAGAUCAAGCCAAAUACUGUGACCUUUGUUUCUUUUUGCAUUUUGGUAAGUGCCAAGUGGUUUCCCGAUGUCAUUACGUUAAGCACGUUUUGUUUCUGUUUCUAAACCACUUUUUACCACGUUUAAUGAUUUAUUUUCCUGUUCUGUACUUUUUCUUCCUGCCUUGUCCGUCAUGUCUGCUUUCUGUAAUUACGGUUUCAGAAUGGAGGACGAUGUGAAUGUUGCUUAAUUUGAUGUAUAAUGAACAUCUUGGGCUGUUAAUGCUCACAAAGUGUUGCUUUAGAAAACAAUUUGUCAAGCUGAACCUUUUUCAUGCAAGCAGUAAAUAUCAACGACUGUUGUACAGUUUAAAUGAAAUAAAUUCCUUUUUGUUCUCAA
Messenger RNA from Trichomycterus rosablanca, 3309 nucleotides. RefSeq names its product WD repeat domain 43 (gene wdr43). The transcript is spliced from 18 exons. Gene Ontology annotation, biological process: maturation of SSU-rRNA from tricistronic rRNA transcript (SSU-rRNA, 5.8S rRNA, LSU-rRNA). Gene Ontology annotation, molecular function: protein binding. The coding region runs from base 18 to 2012 and encodes 664 amino acids. Gene Ontology annotation, cellular component: nucleolus. The record is from RefSeq and is a predicted model, not a curated record. Lineage: Eukaryota; Metazoa; Chordata; Actinopteri; Siluriformes; Trichomycteridae.